Messenger RNA from Lactuca virosa, 411 nucleotides. Lineage: Eukaryota; Viridiplantae; Streptophyta; Magnoliopsida; Asterales; Asteraceae. The record is from the annotation of a GenBank genome assembly.
AUGGUCAACUGGUUGCCUUCAGCCAUUCGACGCCUUCUUCUUUACCUCGUUCCUUUCUGCUGUCUCAGGUCGUCCGUGCUUCGUCGUCUUCUUCUGUUGUUGGUCGCUCUCUUCCCUUUGAUCACGAUUAAAGGUUUCUUUCUUACAAUGGAUGAGAAGCAGCAGAUUGUGGUCAAAGCGAGACUCAGUCUUGGAUCGGAAAAUCAUUCUGUUGAAGGGUGCAAGGGGGGGAUGGUUUCAGAACAGGUGGUACAUGUGAAAGGGGAAUGUAUGUCCAUAUUCAAGGAAUUUAUUACCAAACAUAAUGUUCCAAAUGAUGUCCCAGAUCCAGAUGAAAUAGUGUCAUCUGAAGAUGAUGAGACUCCUUCCCCUGUUGUCAAGUCAAAGAAGAUUAGAAGAGAAAGUAAUUGA